Molecule: messenger RNA, 1147 nt
Organism: Phodopus roborovskii (desert hamster)
Lineage: Eukaryota; Metazoa; Chordata; Mammalia; Rodentia; Cricetidae
Gene: Ddrgk1
Product: DDRGK domain containing 1
Exons: 9
Coding region: 80-1030 (316 amino acids)
Source: RefSeq, a predicted model, not a curated record
AGAGCGUACGGUAGUGGGCGGAGCCUGGUGAUCCGGGUCCCGCGGGCGUGCUGGCUUCACGGCCAGGCUGUCUGUCGUCAUGGUGGGGCCCUGGGUGUACCUGGCGGCGGCGGUUUUGCUCAUCAGCCUUAUCUUCUUCCUAACUCGCAGCAAGGGUCGGGCGGCAGCAGCUGGUGGAGAACCCCUGCACAAUGAGGAAGAGCGGGCAGGCGCAGGUCCAGUAGCCCAGCCUUGGCCCCAGGAGUCUGAGGAGCAGAGGACUGCGGGAGCCAGGCCCCGGCGCCGGAGGGACCUGGGCAGCCGUUUACAGGCCCAGCGACGAGCCCAGCGAGUGGCCUGGGCAGAAGUGGAUAGGAACGAGGAUGAAGCUGUUAUUUCAGCCCAUGAGGAAGAAGGUGUUGAGAAGCCAGCAGAAGCUCACCCAACAGGGAAAAUUGGAGCCAAGAAACUACGGAAGCUAGAGGAAAAACAGGCUCGAAAAGCCCAGCGUGAGGCUGAGGAGGCCGAACGUGAGGAACGGAAACGCCUAGAGUCCCAGCGUGAGGCUGAAUGGAAGAAGGAAGAGGAGCGACUUCGCCUGAAGGAAGAGCAGAAGGAAGAGGAAGAGAGAAAGGCUCGGGAGGAGCAGGCCCGGCGGGAGCAUGAAGAGUACCUGAAACUGAAGGAGGCCUUCGUGGUAGAAGAGGAAGGUGUUAGCGAAACCAUGACUGAGGAGCAGUCUCACAGCUUCCUGACUGAAUUCAUCAAUUACAUUAAGCAGUCCAAGGUUGUGCUUUUGGAAGAUCUGGCUUUCCAGAUGGGUCUGAGGACUCAGGACACCAUAAACCGCAUCCAAGACCUACUCACUGAGGGGACUCUAACAGGUGUGAUUGACGACCGGGGCAAGUUCAUCUACAUAACCCCAGAAGAACUGGCUGCUGUGGCCAAUUUCAUCAGACAGCGGGGCCGGGUGUCCAUCACUGAGCUUGCCCAGGCCAGUAACUCUCUCAUCUCCUGGGGCCAAGACCUUCCUGCCCAGGCUUCAGUCUGACUCCGUUCCCCACUUGGAUGUAUCAUGUGACCUACAUACAUUGCCGUCUUUCCCUGCCAUCUUGGGGCAGGGAUGGCAUCUGACCAGAAAGUUGGGGAUUAAAGGCCUCUGAACACU